AAGUUUUGGGUAAUUAACCGGGUUAGCGUCUCUCUUUAACGUAUAGUCGCUCUUCUUGCAUAGUGAGGAACUCAGAUCACGAUCUGUUCUUCUGUCUGCCAAAUCCGACACAUCUCUAUCUCUGGUUGUAUUAUGUCAGUAACGGUGAGUUGGGAGGAAUAGGAGAGUCCUGUAAGACAAAUCCUAACAAGAGUUGCUUUGUAAUUUUCACCAGCUAAGGUUGAGAACUGAGGAACUUUGGGAUCUUUAUUUGUUAGUAAAUGUAUGAUAACCUGGGAACACAGCCUGGGGUGCCAAGACCACCAACAAACCCACAGCCAAAUCCAUUUGGUAAUGCAUUCUAUGGAGCUGGUUCAGGUCUUAUAAAAGGUGGACUGGGUGCUUAUGGAGAGAGAAUUUUAGGAUCAAGCUCCGAGUAUGUGCAAAGCAAUAUAAGUAGGUAUUUCUCUGAUCCCCAAUACUAUUUUCAAGUCAAUGACCAGUAUGUGAGGAACAAAUUGAAGGUGGUUCUUUUUCCAUUCCUGCACAGGGGCCAUUGGACAAGGAUAACUGAGCCGGUUGGUGGCAGGCUUUCCUAUAAGCCCCCUGUUUAUGAUAUAAAUGCUCCAGACUUGUAUAUUCCAUUCAUGGCAUUUGGUACCUAUGUCAUUCUUGCUGGGAUCUCGUUGGGUCUUCAUGGAAAGUUUAGUCCUGAAGCUCUAAACUGGCUUUUCAUCAAGGGAUUGGUAGGCUGGUUUUUGCAAGUUUCGCUGCUGAAAAUGUCAUUAUUUUCAUUAGGUAGUGGGGAGGCCCCCUUGCUGGACAUUGUGGCAUAUGCGGGGUAUACUUUCUCAGGAAUUUGUCUGGCUGUCCUUGGAAGAAUCAUGUGGAGCCACUCAUACUACUUUCUGAUGCCAUGGACGUGCUUAUGCAUGGGAAUUUUCUUGGUGAAGACAAUGAAGAGAGUUCUUUUCACAGAGGUGAGGAGUUAUGAUUCGAGCAAGCAUCAUUACCUCUUGCUCUUCAUUGGUUUGGCUCAGUUCCCAGUUUUCAUCUGGCUUGGCAACGUUAGUCUUAAUUGGCUUUUUUAAUAUUACAUUUCUUUGUUGUUGUUAGAGAACGAUUCUGUCUUAUGACAGGCCUAAAGUUUUAUGGACAGUUUGUCAUUUUUGUUUGAUCUCUUGUAUGGUUCUGUGAAUAUUCAGUGAUCUUAUUCUAUUGGAUUAAACAACUAGGAAACACUUUCAAACAUUUAUGGGCUUGAGGUGCUCCAAGUUGUACUUGUAAGAUGUGUCUAAUGGAAUUUUUGUGUUAGAGAGAAGAA
This is a messenger RNA of Cornus florida, 1303 nucleotides long. RefSeq lists its product as uncharacterized. Bases 261 to 1070 code for a protein of 269 amino acids. The record is from RefSeq and is a predicted model, not a curated record. Lineage: Eukaryota; Viridiplantae; Streptophyta; Magnoliopsida; Cornales; Cornaceae. The transcript is spliced from 6 exons. Gene Ontology annotation, cellular component: endoplasmic reticulum-Golgi intermediate compartment; endoplasmic reticulum membrane; COPII-coated ER to Golgi transport vesicle. Gene Ontology annotation, biological process: endoplasmic reticulum to Golgi vesicle-mediated transport.